Malassezia pachydermatis is the source of this 2568-nucleotide messenger RNA. RefSeq lists its product as hypothetical. Gene Ontology annotation, cellular component: endoplasmic reticulum membrane; mitochondrion; plasma membrane. Gene Ontology annotation, biological process: intracellular sterol transport. The record is from RefSeq and is a predicted model, not a curated record. Bases 1 to 2568 code for a protein of 855 amino acids. Gene Ontology annotation, molecular function: sterol transfer activity; sterol binding. Lineage: Eukaryota; Fungi; Basidiomycota; Malasseziomycetes; Malasseziales; Malasseziaceae. The transcript has a single exon.
AUGAACCGUCAUGAGAUUGCGAAUACGGUGAUGGGCCAAGAAAGCUGUGCCUUAGAAGAAGUACUGCAGAAGAAUCCGCCACAGAGCAUGCCAACAAGUGUACCGGAGAGUGUGCCUCUGCCCCAGCCUGAUCCGAGUGAGGAAGUCUCUUAUGUGGUGACAGAGAAUGCCAAAGGAGGGGAAGGAGCUUGGUCUGUAGAGACAAAGCAAGCCAAGCCACCUAUCAGCAUCGAUACUACGACGUCGCUGUCACACGAUUUGUCCAACAGUAUCUCGCAACUGUCUAAUGUCGGCUCCCCCCUUUCCCAAACCACCCCAAAUUUAGACGUUCCCACACCCACGCAAUCUACAGUGCUGCAAGGAUUUCAUGGUAACCCAUCCUGGCGAACUAUACCUCUGCCACUGAAGGCAAACGAUUUAGGUCUGCCCAAUAUCCCUCUAGGUAAGGAGUUACCUUCGUCUAUUGAUGCUGCAAAGCCAAGCACUAAUCUUUUGGAUGACUCUUCAGAUACAGAUCCAAACAAAACUGUGGCUACAGCCGCUUAUCGUGAUCUGCAUACAGGCGCUGUCGUCGAAACGGACCAAGAUGGCCAUCAAGCUGCACCCACUGUACACCCGGAUCUCUCAACACUUGCUGCACAGAAAGCAACAGCACCUGGCGGUCUUCCUGUGCUAUCCAUCUUACCCAUGAAAAUGCCUGGACUGGAAGCAGCCGCCGACCUACUUAAUGCUGACGUGGGCAUCGAUGGCGAUGCUGCCAAAGGCGAUGCUGCCAAGGCAAACAACACAGGGAAUGACAGCGAUACAGCCUCUACUUGGAAUGGCAUUGGCUACAGCGUGACCGGAUUUGCUGUAGCGAGCUCGAAGCGCAACGCAGAUUUCCAUGCCCUUUUCCCCUCUGUUCCGGAGGAUGAUUUCCUUAUCGAGAACUAUACAUGUGCCCUUUCUCGAGACCUUCUGAUUCAAGGCCGGCUAUAUUUAUCAGAGUCGCACCUUUGCUUUCACUCGAGUAUAUUCGGUUGGGUCACUUCGAUUGUGAUUCCCUUUUCGGAGGUGAUUAGCAUUGAAAAACGUAACACAGCCUACCUGAUUCCUAAUGCCAUUAGCGUUCGUACGCUGGAAAGCCGGUAUCUGUUUUCCUCGCUGGUGUCCCGUGAUAUGGUGUACAGCAUGCUAGUGAACAUUUGGCGUAUGACCGCACCUAGUGCAGCAGCUCAGCAGAUGGCGGAAUCUGCUACAGACGAUGAUGUGGCAACAGAAGAGGAUCAUGGUACCCUGCAGGCUGUGCCAGAAGUCAAGGAGGAGGAGCGAAAACUGGAAAACACUGACGUCCUUACAUCGCAAGGUGAGGAGUUCGCCACAGCGGCGAACAAACGUGAGAAGCUACGCAAGCGUCUCACGAAGGCACGUAAGAAUGCGAAGAAAGGCAAAGACGGGAAGAAGGUGUCAGCGAACAGCGAUGAGCACGAUGCAGAUGAUGAGACAGGCAGCAGCUCGGAUGAAGAUGAAAAGGAGCAUGAGCCAACGAAAUGCAACUGUGACAAGACCAAUUCUCACUUACCCGUACUUGUGAUUGAUGAAAAGUUUGAUGCCACGCCCCAUCAACUGUUUGACCUGAUGUUUAAGGGCGAUUUCAUGUCAGAUUUCUUAUCGAACAACCAGAAAUUGAUUGAUGUGGAGAUCGGUGAAUGGAAUGAUAAGGAAAAGACACUCCCUGAGGCGACAGCGACUCGAAAGGUGACUUAUAUCAAGCCCCUCAAUGGAUCGGUCGGCCCGAAGCAGACCAAGUGUCAGAUUACCGAUGAACAGUUGCAUAUUGACUUCCAUGAGUUUUGUACGACUAUGACGACGACGAAGACCCCUGAUGUGCCUAGUGGCAACAACUUUUCUGUGCACACGAGAACCUGCUUUACAUGGGCCGAAAACAACAGGGCUCGAUUGUAUAUCACUUGUGAAGUGGCUUGGAAAGGACGCAGCAUGUUAAAGAGUAUUAUUGACAAAGCCUCCGUCGAGGGUCAGAAGGACUACUAUAAAGAGCUGUCCAAGGCGCUUCGGGCGCAUAUCAAGAGUCAUCCAGAUAUCUACGGCACGAAGAAGAGCAGUUCCUCGAAAGACAAGGAGCAUGGUGAAAAGGAGCCUGUGGAAGAGUUGAUCGAAGAGGAAACGAAACCUGCGUCAACAUCGCCUCUCAGCAUGCUUAUGGAUACGCUGGACUCGCUCAACAUUAGUUUGUCUGUCCUCAUCCUCAGCCUGCUCAUUGUGAUCCUUUUGAUUUCGAAUAUUUGGGUAUAUACGCGUGGCUCAAAUGCAUCCAUGCGUGACCCCCGCAACCCGCAUGUCCUGCUACAGCGAGACCAUGUGAAAGGAUACAGCCAGCCUCUGCAGAUGCGUCAUGUGAAGGUCUUGGUGGAUGAGGAAGUGCAAGAUGUCUUGGAUGCGCUAGCCUAUUCUCGCCGUAUGACAGAAGCAUUGGAAGAGGAUAUACGCGAGUUGCAGGAUAUAAUUAAGAAGCGAACCAAGCCUGAUGUCGAGAAUGAAACGGCCAAGGCCCAUUUUUUGCCCUCAUAG